UAAAAGGAAAGUGAAGGGAAGUCGGAGAGGUCUGUGGAGGUGAAGCAGCAAUGGCCACGAAGGGUUGCCCCGCCAACGCGUUCCUCUACAACGGCACGCUUUGCGCUUGCGAUCCCGGGAGGUACUUUCUCAAUGGGAGCUGCGCGCUGUUCAAUGCUUCGGCUGGCACAUGGGGGAUCAGCUCCAACGUGGAGUCGACUUCGACCUUCUUGAGCACUGUGCUACCUUUGGAUUCCAUCAAGCGGGUCACGCAGUCGCAGGCGGUGCUGCUUGAGGCCACGCUGGUGACGCUGGUGUUGUGGUUGAUGUUCUGUGUGGUAAUUCGGUUUGUGAAGGUGAAAGAUGGGAAGAGCAUCUGGUUUCGGAUUCGGUGGUGGAUCAGUCGCCUCGAUUUCUUCUAUGCUACGAAGCACUGGAUGGAUGACGGCACGGUAGUAAGAAAAAGGAAAACUGAGCUGGGUGGAACUUUUUCUGUAGCAAGUUGGAUUCUUUUCGCCGGCUUAUUGACUGUGUUACUCUAUCUUCUUAUUACAAAAAGAAGCAUUGAGGUGCAUAGAAUGAGACCAGCUAAUGCUCCAGAUUUACUUGAAUUUGUGAAUGAUUUGGAAUUCAAUAUUACUACAAUUUCUAGUAUGAGCUGUUCUCAUCUACGUGGUCUUGAUACCUUAGUAACCGGAAUUCCUGGCUUCAUUGAUUAUAGAGUUUUCCCUUUGUCAACUUACCUAAAUUAUCACUGCUAUAAUACCAGCAGGGGGCCGACUAUAUCCCUUAAGUGCAAUAAUUGUCAAGUUCCUCGAAGAGACCACUUUGUUUCAUGGGAUUUUGUUGACCUUCCAAAUGAACCUGCCACUGCUGUUGGUUUUGAGUUCAGCUUCACUGCAAAGGAUCAUAGUGAUGAUAGACAUAUGAGUUAUGUCAGAGGCACACUGGAAUCAAGUUCAAAUGGUACAUUGAAAACCUUUAGAGGUCCAGAUUUGAACAUAUUAAAAAUUCAUUUGUUUCCACGGGCCUAUAAUAAUAUGCAUAACUUAAAGCUCAUUCAGCCUUUGUUUUAUGACUUUGUCCCUGGUUCAUCGUUGUCUGAGGCUAGCGAUCUCAUGUCUUCUCUUCAAAGUUCCAAAAGUGGAAUAGUUAAUACUACGCUGUAUAUGAGAUACCUUGCUGAUUACAUUGUCGAGAUUGACAAAGAAAGUGUGAAUGGUCCUGUGACUUUCCUCGCGGAUGUUGGCGGGCUAUAUUCAUUUAGUGUUGUUAUUUUCCUUUACUUAUUGCUGCAAUUUGAGGCCAGAUUCAAGAAGUUCCGUUAUGAGGAUAGUGCUAUGCGAAAUAUAAAAAAUCGGAGUCGUGCUCAACGAAAUUGGGAUAAGUUGAGGAAGUAUGUUGCGUACACUUGGGCUCCUACCAGUUUGGAUUGCAGUAACAUGAGCAGCAAAGGGCACAGCAAGUCGACGGUAGAUUCUUCUCAUGGAAUUGGGCCUCUUCACAGAACAGAACAGAAUUCAGUUCCUGAGGCAACUGAGAAGGACAGGUCUAAGUUAGCUGGUAGCACUGCAAGGUAUAAUCAUAAACAUGGAAAUUCAGCAGAUGGACAUCAACAAUCUCGACAGUGAUGGUCAUGAUGAAAUUUCGGUCAACCGGACAAUUAGCUUUCAAUGAAUCUGAUUAUUGGUGAAUGAAUUAUUUGACUUGGAACUAUGGCUUUGGUUUGUGCAAAAGGCGAAGUCAUCGGAGGACUCUGUCAAGCUGCAGAUUGAAAAUACUCCGCCUUUUUGCUUGGAUCCUGAGAAGUGUUCUCCAGUUUUCAAUGUAACAUAAUACAACCCUUUGCAUGACUUAGAUGGAGAGAAGGAUGCCAUGUUGUUCAUCAUAUUUGUUAGGCAAGAUUGGAACUGCAGAUAAGGAUUGAUUCAUCUGGUGUUAGCCAGUGAUUUCCUGGGUUUUGGGGGCUGCUACAAUUAUGAGGAUCUAUCUACAUGAGCAAUAUUGGCUUGUUGAUAUUGUGGUGUAUCUGCUGCUGAAUUUGUUCUUGUACCUCUAAUUUGUAAUGUAAAAUAUGUGAAGAAUGUAAAUUAAGAAGAACCACAUUGAUGCUUUUGGAGCAUUUGAUCUUGUAAAAUUGUGUUAACAUUAGGAUUUUAUGGUAAUUAAUCUAUGGUUUUUUUUUUUU
This is a messenger RNA of Dioscorea cayenensis subsp. rotundata (Guinea yam), 2167 nucleotides long. RefSeq lists its product as uncharacterized. NCBI's taxonomy places the organism in Eukaryota, Viridiplantae, Streptophyta, Magnoliopsida, Dioscoreales, Dioscoreaceae. The transcript has 8 exons. Bases 51 to 1610 code for a protein of 519 amino acids. The record is from RefSeq and is a predicted model, not a curated record.